Messenger RNA from Ciona intestinalis (vase tunicate), 3195 nucleotides. Lineage: Eukaryota; Metazoa; Chordata; Ascidiacea; Phlebobranchia; Cionidae. The record is from RefSeq and is a predicted model, not a curated record.
UUAUAGUAUCCUUGUUUGGUUCAAGGUUGUAAGCUGUAUAAACAUUAACGCUACCACCUAGCACCUACCAGUAAUUGAAAUCAGUGUUUCCCUUCCUCAAUUGCCUCAUUACCAACUACCAAUUACAAUAGCAAAAUGGAUAUUGGAACAGAGAUUAGUAAAAAGAUUCAAUUGGCUAUCAAAGCAAAGUUGACAGAGUUGGAUGCAUAUGUUGAUGAUGAACUGCCAGACUACAUAAUGAUUAUGAUUGCCAAUCGGAAGCCGCGAGAACAAAUGUCAGAAGCUUUGUCACUCUUUCUUUCCGAUGACACUAAAACUUUUACGAAAUGGCUGUACGACCUGCUAGAAUCGCUGCAAGGAAAAGAGGAAAAACAAGAAGCAAAACAAAAGACAAAAGUAGAGGGAAAUCAAAGUUCAACAGACAAAGUUAAAAAUGCGCAAGUUGAAAAAAAAUGUGAUAAAAAUGAUUGGAAAAGUGACACAGUAUCUGAAAAGCCGAAAAGCGCCACGGUUAAGUCCAAACUGGAAAAGUCAAGAAAAAGCACAUCAGAAGAUGUAAUUGACAUUCUACCUGACAUGGAUGACUUCCUUGACAUGGAACUAAUGGGAAAUGAUAGCACUCAGGCAAAAGUUCAAAAGGAGGUUAAAAAUAAGAAUGAUAAAAAGUUGGAUGUGAAGGUAUCACAAAACAAUUCAGAGAAAUCACAAGUUCAAAAGAAGGAAACGGUUUCUAAGCGGGACCAAUCAUCUGAAAGAAAAAAGAUUGAGAUGCCAAAAGCUAAACAAGUUGCAACUUCUCCUAAAGGAAAAGUGAGCAAAAAAACUGUAGUUGUUAAAACAUCUGUGACAAAUUCUUCAAAACAUAGGAAGCAAGUGGCAGCUGAAAAGUCUAGCUAUGGUGGUUCCAAAGAUACGUCCAGAGCUGUUCGUGACUGGGAUCAUGGUAAACAUGACCGACAUGAUCAACGGGAUCAAGAAGCAUUUUCCUCAAAAGUUGAAGACAAAUUUUCAAAACGUAAAUUAAACCGGAAAUUUAAAUACACAGCUCCAGUUGACUCCGAGUCUGAGGAUGAAGCGAUCUCUUCACGUGCUACUAGCUCAGUGGUAUCUAUUGUUUCUGCUGUAAAAGGUGCUCCAGAGUAUGUCAGCGAGGACGAGAGUGAGGAGGAGGACAAGUCAAGAGGCAGCACGGUCAUCAGUGCUGUUGCCGUGCCUGCCAAGCGACCUCGUCUACCUUCAAACAAGCAAGCAAACAAAUUUCUUUUGCUUAAAGCUGUCUCUGAGGCUGAAAAUAGUAUUCGACAAAGCAGAAUGCAACGGGGAAUGAAAUCCAAAAAUAACUCGGUUACGAAAACUGAAAAACAAUUGGUAACACUUGCAAGAAACAAUAUUGCAUCACGCAUCGGAAGUAGGGUGAAAGAACAACCAAAUGAUGAAAGGCCAUCAGUUUCGAGGAAUGCACAUCGUAAAAGCAGCAAUUUCACAGAUACUACAGAACGGCCAAAAAAAAGAAAAAGCAGUGGGAAUGACACUGCAGCUAAAAGUGCUGCCCACCAAAAAGUGGCCAAACAAACUGAAAUUAUAAAAACUGAUCAAAAUAGCCCAGAAAUCCAGCAACAUACUGGUGACAGUAGACUGAUAGUUAAAAGGGAGAAGGUAAAAGAAUCAGAACCAAAGAAAAGUCCAAUGUUGGUUCCUAAAUCAUCAAAUGAAACUGGAUCAGUUCAGUUCGAUUCUCGAAUGUUAAGCCUAAAAAAUGGGAGCACUUCACCCAAAUCUGGUACAAGCAAAAUCAUCAAGAGCAGAAGGUCCAAGCGCUCUCCUAGUCCGAGAUUCAUUGUAACACUGGAUGGCACAGGAAAUACGAAAGACAGCCAACAGAACAAAGAAGCCACCGUGUCGCUUCCAAAGAAAAAACCUUUCAAGAAAGUCCCAGUGCAGGCUCCAGACUCAACCAGUUGUGAAACGGAUGCAAAUACCUCUGUCACAUCUUCCUCCAACGUUGUACUCCCUGUUCAAAAGCCUCUUGUUAUCUCAAUGUCAUCAAGCCAUGAUCAAGAGCCUGAUAACGUGGAGUCCUCUGACCAGGAGCUGAUGAACAUGAGAGAAAAACUCCUUAAAAUGCAAGAGGAAGCUAAGAAGCUAAAAAUUCUUCAAACUGAACAGCUUGCUUUGUUAGAGAGAACUGUCUCUCUUAAAACUGCUGAGAAUAAACCUUCAGCAACUGCUGAAAACAGUGAUGAAAAAUCAAUCCACAUCGCAAACGUUCAUUUCUCUUCCACUGAAAAACAGCUCUCUGAACAUUUUAGCAUUUGCGGAAAAGUUGUACGUGCAACUAUUUUGAAAGAUGCAUUUACUGGACAUCCUAAAGGGUUUGCAUACCUACAGUUCGAAGAGGCCAGUUCAGUUGACAUGGCCCUUGCCUUUGACGGCACAACAUUUUGCUCUCGGGCUAUAAAAGUGACGAAAAAGUCAAACGAAGCUAUAGCUAAAACUGCACCAGCUGCCCGUCCCCGAUACAGGGUCUCUUAUCAAUAUUCUGCACCAAGAUUUCCGAGCCGACUUUACACCACACGUUACAACACUACAUCAUACAGGUCAAGAGGCAGAGCAAUGGUUACACGAAACAAGAAAUGGGUAAAACCCGGACUCCUACCAGCUUAAAUAGACCUGGAUGGGAUUUGAUUUAAUGUUGACAUUGCGGAAGCUAUUUUAAAUAUUUUUGAAAAAUGCGGAAUGCGGUUUUCAGAUAUUUUCCUUGUUGUUGUUUUGGAUUUAAAGAAGAAUAGAGAACAUUGUAUUUGGUGCAAUUUUAUGUUAUGUAAAAAAGCCGAUCUUUAAACCUGUGAUUAUAUAUUUAAACACUGCUAUUCAUUUUUUUGCUUGACACUUCAGUUGCUGAAAACUCAAAUACCCAACACAUUCGUAUUCAUACCAUGUGUAUUCCUAUGCCCAAAUUCAAUAAGGUAUCCACUCAUUAUAACAACUGUAAGGAUACGUAUAUAUACCCUGUUUACUUUGCCCAAGCAAAAUAUUUUAGACAUAUAUUUAUUGUAUCUGCUUUUACAUUAAAUCAAAUUUCCCUAAUUGUUAAACUUGGCCAUUGAGGUAGUACCAGCUGCUUUCUGCAUUAUUCAUUCUUUUAAAACUUCUUUACAGUAGGUGUAUUGGUAUAUAACGUGUUAUUUCUUUAGA